UGAAGGCUGACACUACAUUUGCACAGUCCAUCAGCUGUCGUCAGGCAGGCCAGUCUGCUAGUGAAUAUCAUGGGCCUUUCUCUACCGUGGUCCUUGCUCCUCCUUGGUCUUCUUACUGUUGAAUCCAGGAAUAGGAUUCAGAAAAAGAAGCUCUACACACACCCCACUGCCCCUAACCAUGCGGCUAAACCAUCAGCCUUACUUUACUUUAUUGCUCACAUAUUAAUUCCCUUUCUACCGUCUCCUUUCCUGGGGGAGCUCAGGAACUAUUGGGAAAGACCAACAACACAGCCAUCUGUAUGAGGCAGAAUGAAGUAAAUGCCUAAAACCAAACAAGCCAACCAAAGCCCAGGCUGAAGGAAACCAAAGGGAGACCGGAAGUGUGUAGCUCAGCUAAGUCUCCGGACAGGCAGCAGCACUUGAACUAGGCUUUGAAAGUUACUGUGCUCCAGGGUGAAGGGUGAGCACAGCUGCUUAGUCCAGGUGGAAUCCCUCCAGGCUAGACUUCAGGUCCUGGGCCAGCCUGGGACGUGGAAGGUUCAUCUGGUGCUAGCAGCCUCUGUCUUGCCCCCUUCCAGCCGGCUUGCAUGAUCCUCCAGGUGGAGCCAGAAUAGCCCCAUGGCAGAAAUGAGCACCAGGGCAUUCGGUGGAUUGUGAGAUGGGCACACAGGACACUGCACCUCCCCCAGUGUGGGGUGCCCACUCCCACAAGACGGCCACCACUCCCCUGCCCCAUCACUAUAGCUACUGUCAAAGGAGUUCUCAGUUCCACUUUUGGCAGAGAACCUCACCACCUGGCCUAGGAAUUGGCAAUGUAGCCAGUGCUCUGGAUUUCGGUUUGAUUCAGGAUCCGGGUCAGGCAGCCUUUUCUCUUUAAACAGCUGUGCAGACUUGAGUCGGUUUCAGACUUUCUGCCUCCUGGGAUUGUGUGUUAGUGUUACAAAAAUUGUCUAACAGAAAUGGGUCACACUACUUAGGAGUGUUUCUCCCACACCCCAACAUUUUCUCUAUGAGAGCACUAACUUGUUUUGGUGAGGAUACAGAUGAGAUGGAAUAAGUCACCAACUUAUUCCAGUGACAUUAAGUGCCAACAGUGAGGCCUUUACUUGCAUUAUCUCAUUUAACACUCACAAAGUCCCAGGUGAGAAAACCAGGGCUCACAGAGGUUAAGCAACCUGCCUAAGAUCACACAGCUAAUGCCUGCAAGGGCUUGAACUCAGGCAGUCUGUCUAGUGCCCUGGUGCUUACGCUCUUCUCUCAAGUACAUUAUAGGCUGAUAUCCAAAUGACUGUCCCACUGACCACACUUAACCUGGCUUGGCCAGCACAGCACAAACCCUCCCCCUGCUCUAGAAAGAUCUAUUCCCAGAUUUCUGGCUGGGCCUCAGAGGAGCUGGUUUCUGUUUCAGAAGUGGCCAAACAAGCAAUUAUGGGGGAUGCUGCAAAGCAGUUUGUGCUGUGGGCAAGGCUGGACUAACUGAGUUUGGGCCCUGUUCCCUGAAUUGGCAAGAAAGAGACAGAGUAAAAGUAGAGCUCAUCCCUUUGGGACCCUCCCAAGAAUUUUCUUUGCUCUCCAUGUCACUUCGUACCUGCAACCCUUAGGACAGCCUUCAUCGAUCAUUUCCUUAUUUGUUAAUUAAUUAAUGUAAAGGCUGAAGAAGACCACUCUGGCAUGGAGGAAUGGGGAACAUGACCUGUGUUUCAGGUCUAUCGUGAACUAGCUGUGUGGUCUUGAGCAAGGCAACUAAAUUCUGUGGUCUCUGUUUUCUCCCCUGCAAAAUAGGAAUAAUAAUCACUGCCCUGACUCUCUCUCAGGCCUGUUGUGAGCCUCCAACGUAAUAAGCUGCUUCUGAAGCUUCUGUUCUGUGUCUGCAGGACCAGGGGCUUCCGGAGAGGACUCAGCCCCCGUGGUGGUAACUGGGACCCUAGGGGGGUCUGUCAUUCUGCCCCUGCAGCUGCAGGAUGAACAGCAGGUGGAGAGCAUCCUCUGGAUGUGUCGUUCGGUCCCCAGGGCUAUAGCCACGAUAACCCUGGUAGAAGCUGGAGGGCCAGAUGCCUUUUCCCAAGCGGAAACGCCAUACUGGGGUCGUUUGAGUGUGGUGGGGCCAGGCCGCUCCCUGCAGAUCAGCGGCCUGACCUGGGAGGACGCAGGGCCCUACCGAGCCCACGUUAAUCUGCGGAAUUCCCGCAUCACCCACACCUGGGAGUACAGUCUGCACAUCUACGAGCAGCUGGCCCAUCCCCGGGUCACACUGAGUUCCAGGAUCAGUGGGAAUGGACACUGUCUCGUCACCCUGACAUGUGUGGCAGAAAGCAGAGGAGGCACUGUGACCUACAGCUGGACACCCCUGGGGCCCCGGACUGUUGUGUCCCAUGGAGGAUCUGUCCUCAGUGUCUCCUUGAGGCCUGGGGAUGGUGCUUUGAACUUUACCUGCGUGGUCAAGAACCCCGUCAGUAACAGCACUUCCCUCCCCGUCUCGGUGCCGCCCUCGUGCACAGGGCCAGGAGUCCUGGGAGGGGACAUGGUAGGGGAGAUAGUGAUCGGCAUGCUUGGGAGGUCAGCCAUUCUGCCCCUGGAGGUCCCAGCAGGGCAGGAGGUGGAAAAGGUUACCUGGAUAUCUCGAAGACUUGUUGCAAUUUUGCAGCCAGGACCAGCAGGCAAACCAAUCCUGGCUGCUGGGACUCAGGGACCCUACAGCAGGCGACUGAGUGUCCCCUACCAUGACUACUCUCUUCAGAUUAGCCCCCUGGGGCCGCAGGACUCUGGCCCCUACAGAGCCUGGAUGACUCUGCAUACUCCCCCGAUCAACAUCACCAAGGACUUCACCCUGCGCAUCUAUGAGAGGCUGCAGGAGCCCACUAUCACGGUCAGCUCUCAGAUCAUGAAGGAUGGGACCUGCUUCAUCACCCUGGCCUGCUCGCUGGACCAGGCUGGAGAGGAUGUUCAGUACAGCUGGGACCCUCGCGGCCAGGGAGCAGUUGUGUCACAUGGGGGGACCACCCUCAGUGUCUCCAGGAGGUCUGGGGUCAGUGACAGCUAUCGCUGUACUGCCAAGAACCCCGUCAGCCAGAGCUCCAGCUCCAUCCCUACCAGCUCCCUCUGCUCAGCCUCCUUCCUACCCUGCUCCUUGAGGAAAGAAUUUCUUCUCUUUUUGAUCCUGGGAGCUUGGCAUAUUGAAUAGAUUUGACCUUGACAUGUGGAGAAGCCAAGAAGAGGAAUGUGAGAAGGAGGUCACCCUGUGAGACACAGAGAUAAGGAAGUCUACACAGAGAUAAAGGAGUGUGACCUGAUACCAGCAUCUCCUGGUGUGAGUGAGAGAGGGACAUUGUACUGAUUAAGGCAUAAAACUGAUUUCAUCUGCAAAUUGAGUUCAAAACAACCUAGAAACUGCUACGUAUCUUCUGUUUAAAAUAAUCUGUGCUUUAUUUGUGUUUUAAAAUGUUCACAAAAAAGAGGGCUUAUUCAUUUAAGAAAAAUUGAAGUCUGAAACAUAAUUAAUAUAUUAUAAUAAAACAUAAUUAAUAAAAUUAUUAAAUAUUGUGCAUAUAUGUUACUUUUUGCUAACAUUCGAGUGAAUAGGCACCGAGGGCCCAGUGUCAACUCAAAUUUCAUCUCCUGGGAGCAACCUUUUGACCACCUUAUUUAAGUAGAUCUUCCCUGUUAUUCAUAGUCAUUGUACCCUGUUCGAUUUUUGUCAAAUUAUCACUAUUUGUAAAUAUAUAUUUAUUUGUUAAUUUACUUGUUUGUUGUCUGCUUCCCCCCCACAAGACAUUCAGCCUAUGAGGAUAAGAACUGUAUCUGUUUUGUUCACAAGUGUAAACCAAAAGGGUAAUAGAAUCCCUAGCUUACAGUAGAUAUUUCAAUCAUUUUUUAAAUGAAUAAAUUACUAAAUAGAUGAGAGUUGAGAAUAUUUUCCUUAAGAUUUGAAGACUAUCAGGAAAUUUCA
This is a messenger RNA of Camelus dromedarius (Arabian camel), 3946 nucleotides long. RefSeq names its product SLAM family member 9. Bases 1991 to 3181 code for a protein of 396 amino acids. The record is from RefSeq and is a predicted model, not a curated record. Gene Ontology annotation, biological process: T cell activation; plasmacytoid dendritic cell cytokine production. Gene Ontology annotation, cellular component: external side of plasma membrane. The transcript has 6 exons. Lineage: Eukaryota; Metazoa; Chordata; Mammalia; Artiodactyla; Camelidae.